AUGAUUUCUCAGCAGCCUGACCAUGUGCGGCAGCGGCGCACAUGUCACGCCGUCAUGUGACCGAAAGUCAUUUGCUGUUUUCCCAUUCACAGGACGGAACCACGUCAUUAUACCUCAUGGCACUCCUGGCCAUGGACGAAAAGCAGAUCCGACGACGGCUGCAAUGCAAGAUGAACAUGCGCAGCCACCGUGAUCGCCGGAAGCGGUCUACACAGCAACUUGAAGCCACGAUCGAGCAGCUCCGUCGGGAAGUGGAACGGGCACAGCGUCAAUUAGCCCUCUAUCGAACGAUUCCGUCGCCGUCCGACGGCCCCAUUGCGAUUGUCAUGGAGUAUACAAACUUGUUCAGCUACCGCGUGUGCGGAGACGCUCAAGUCAGAUUCCUCCGCGCAUGCUUCUCGCCCCGUUUCACGUCGAACGGCACGUCCCUUGAAGGAUUCAUUGCGUUCUGGCAGAAGGCAGCCCCGGUGUACGCCACCCCGAGCAACAUCCUGACCAUCCGGCCCAUCGACAAUGACCAGAUUGAGAUGCAAGUCCAGCUUGAAACUCGCAUAACGCGGGAUAUCUUGGGCAGGGUCAUGGACUUUGUCCUGGAAGAUGAAGAUGAAGCGACGGUCGACGCCCUCGUCGCCACCAAUGCGACGAUCCGGCACGUGCUCACACGAACGUUUUACUUCGAUACAGACGACUCGACGGGGCAGGCGCUAGUCUCGCACUCGGUAGCAUUUGACGAUCGGUAUGUUCAGAUUGCGCAGCUCCUUGCGUCUGCGCGCAAGAAAUUCCAGGGCCACGAUUCGACUGUAGCUUCGUGAAGGACUAAUUUAAAUCAUUCGUGUUGCCUUGCUUGCUGCGCGUUCAUGAUGUGGCACGUGCUUAUCAACGAGUGUCGUCUCCCGUCGACAAAUUGCGUGGCAGGUUCGGCCAGCCAGUCCGAAUGGUUCCAGGGUAGCAACGUCGUCUUUGUGUUCCGGUGGCGACAGGAACAAUGUCUUCUUGGCCAAUGUUCAUGCGCAGAGAGUCCAUCCACCACCACACACCGCCAUCCUGAGCAGUCGGAUUCCCAACGGACGGUCGCA
Aphanomyces invadans is the source of this 1076-nucleotide messenger RNA. RefSeq lists its product as hypothetical. NCBI's taxonomy places the organism in Eukaryota, Oomycota, Saprolegniomycetes, Saprolegniales, Verrucalvaceae. The record is from RefSeq and is a predicted model, not a curated record. The transcript has a single exon. The coding region runs from base 42 to 812 and encodes 256 amino acids.